AUGAAUUUUCAUCCAGAGCAAGCUGUGACACAACCGCAAAUGUCUUCAGCGACCUCCAAAGUCCUUACGGCUAAGCCCAUUCGAAUCAGGAGCUUCACAACCCACAUCGAUGUCGACGCCGUAGUCGAGAAAAUAAAAUGCGGCAUGCUCUACUCCGCCACCCCCGACCCUAUGAACAGAGCCCUUCAUGUCUUCGUCCAGCCCAAAGCCGCCGCAGAAUUCUUCAACGCCUGCCAUCAUGAACCGCUCAUCGUUGACGGCAACCGACUCUCCGUGGACUUCGUCCUCAGGGAGCAAGCCCUCGUGAUACCCCCACUCUUGGCCAGGGAGAUUUUUGUUAGCGGAUGGACGCGUGUGCUUGGGGUCUCUCGUCCUUCGAACCUCCCAGACGCCUGGAUCAUCAGACCCACAGAUUUCUAUGACUUGCUCGAUCGUCCGAACGGUGGCGAUUUGCGUAUGUCGAAACUGGAUCAGUUGAGUGACGAGCAUGGAGUCCCGUAUGAGCUGUAUACGGUUCAGUAUUCGUCAGUUGCUCUUUGCAUCCAGGCUCGGAUUGCGAUAGAGCUCAAUAUGACCGGGAAAUGGACGGGUUGUACAACUGUGAGGCUCGCGGAUCCCUGUGGUGGACUGGAGCUCCCUUCAGGCAGCGAUAGUACACCGGGAUCUGUUGACACAAUACCUGCUGACCCGCGAACCUACCCGAUCGCGAGCGCUGAACUCAACGCACCAGAGAAUCCUGCCGCUCCACCACAAGCGAAUUCACGCUUCGGGUCAAAAACCACAUCGGUAACGAUCACCAGGCCUCAGGUCAAGCUCUUUGCUCGGAUAGAUCCCGCUGCGGAAUGCAAAGGAGUUACUACAAAUUCAGGUGGAGGAGAAACCGGUAAUGAGGGAAAGGAGCUUCCGCUCCCGACGCCGACGAUGCCGCAACCCGAACUCAACGGCCUUACGGAUAUCGCCUCCGAUCCAGGGCAAAUCACUGUGAAGCCAGUAACCACCAAUCCCACGGGAAGGGGUCAUUUACAGGCCUCCUCGAGCUCCGUACAGGAAACACGUCAGAUUAACAACGAGAAACUCGUGGAUCUGGCCAGAAGAUUGGAAGAAGCUGCGAUGACGCCUGCAGCCAAGGCUGGUGCUGGCGAGUCUGCAUUCUCUAACGAAGAAACCCUUGCCCUCCUCAACGAUGCAAUCGGGAAAGUCGUGGAACUGAAGGCAAGACUGGGCAAUGGUCUGCAAGAGGAGAUUCUUUCGAGAGGAGAUGGUGAGAAAGUGGAGUUCACGCAGAAAGAAGAAACGGGACCUCUGGCGACAUCGAAUGGCGCCAGCGAUGAAAAGAGAAAACACCAGCAAGUGUUUGAUAUUGGUGGCCCUCGAACUCAGGAGAAGGAAAAGGCACUUUCGGCUGCUCCUAAGGCGAUGGAAAGCCCGCUCCGGAAUAUGGCCAAUGAAUUUCUUGACCCGUACACGCCCACACCGUUUCUGACCGCUGCGUCUGUCGCGGAACCAUCUAUCCAUCCGUCUCCUACUUUAAGCAUCACAGAAGAGUCGACGCCAGUGAUGGCCCCGGCGGCCCCAGCGGCGGCUGCUCAGAACGGAACCCAGACUCAGUCAGUGGAGUCCACUGCUGAAACUACAACGAGUCCACAGAAUCCAGAGAAGGAAGACUCCUCAACGGCACAGAAGCCGCCUCCUCCUGCUCCUAGGCGCAAAGGACGAGGAUUCUCCACCUUUGGGCGCGGCGGAUUGGGCGCAAGCAAAUGGGCAAAUUAG
Messenger RNA from Westerdykella ornata, 1770 nucleotides. RefSeq lists its product as uncharacterized. The record is from RefSeq and is a predicted model, not a curated record. The transcript has 2 exons. The coding region runs from base 1 to 1770 and encodes 589 amino acids. Lineage: Eukaryota; Fungi; Ascomycota; Dothideomycetes; Pleosporales; Sporormiaceae.